Messenger RNA from Oppiella nova, 738 nucleotides. The record is from the annotation of a GenBank genome assembly. Lineage: Eukaryota; Metazoa; Arthropoda; Arachnida; Sarcoptiformes; Oppiidae.
AUGCCCCUUAGAGAGUCAGUUGUGCCGACACUCAAACUCAACUCGGGCUAUGAGGUACCGGUGCUGGGUUUGGGCACUUACAACGACACCAGCGAAGUGAUGGUACAGACAGUACAGGACGCCAUCGCCGCCGGCUAUCGACACAUAGACACCGCUGAGCUGUACGGCAAUGAGGCAGACAUUGGCAAAGGGCUGGCCAUCGCCAUAAAGGCCGGACAUGUCAAGCGUGAAGAGGUGUUCAUCACCUCAAAGAUAAAGCCCACGGGAAGGGACCGCAAGACGGCCUUAGAGGCCGUCCAGACAGCGCUCAAGAAGUUGGACACCCCUUACGUGGACCUAAUGCUCGUCCACUGGCCGGAGGGCAAUGUGUCCGACAUAUACGCCGGUCUGGAGGACGCCUUGAGCCAGAAGUUGGUCCACUCGAUAGGUGUGUCCAACUUUGAGGUGAAAAACCUGAACGACUUGCUGAAGACGGCGAAAGUGAAGCCCGCGAUGAAUCAGAUAGAGAUCCAUCCAAACAUGAAUCAGGAUGAGACGGUCGACCUCUGCAAGAAGGAGGGCAUUGUGGUCACCGGCUUCUCACCGCUGGGCACCGGCACUCUGUUAAAGGAGUCCCAUUUGGUGGCGAUAGCCACGGCUCAUAAGAAGUCGUCGGCACAGGUGUGCCUCAGAUGGCAAAUACAGAGGGGGUUAGUGACGAUCCCGAAGACCACACAUAAGGAUAGGUUGACUGAAAAU